Trichomycterus rosablanca is the source of this 3736-nucleotide messenger RNA. RefSeq names its product PRELI domain containing 3 (gene prelid3b). Gene Ontology annotation, cellular component: mitochondrial intermembrane space. Lineage: Eukaryota; Metazoa; Chordata; Actinopteri; Siluriformes; Trichomycteridae. The coding region runs from base 95 to 799 and encodes 234 amino acids. The transcript has 7 exons. Gene Ontology annotation, biological process: phospholipid transport. The record is from RefSeq and is a predicted model, not a curated record. Gene Ontology annotation, molecular function: phosphatidic acid transfer activity.
ACCGGCAUGUGCUAUAAGCACGAAUCAUGAAGAUCUGGGCGUCAGAGCAUGUUUUCAAAAGCCAGAAACAUUACCACUGCAUUGUUCAUUCUUGAUGCAGACAACACAUUAUUGUAGCCGACUGCGACCCCCGCCGCCAAACAACACUCCUCCACACUCACCCGGCACUCCACCUUCACACCGUGCCGGCGUGUCAAGUUCUCAAAGCACCGGGUGUUUGGGAAAGCCAUGCUUCCAGCAAAAAUGCCGCCAUCCAUGGGAAACAGUAACCAAAGCAGCCAUGCAGAAGUACCCAAACCCCAUGAACCCCAGUGUAUUUGGUGUAGAUGUGCUAGAUCGACACAUGGACCAGCAAGGUCGACUUUACAGUAAACGCCUACUCAGUACAGAAUGGGGUCUUCCUUCUGUUGUAAAAUCAAUAAUUGGUAAUGCGCGAGCAUGUACAUAUGUUCAAGAACACUCAGUUGUGGAUCCCAAGGAGAAAACUUUGGAACUUCAAUCAACAAAUAUCACUUUUACCAACAUGGUGUCUGUGGAUGAAAGGCUCAUUUACAGGCCACAUCCAGAAGACCCAGAGAAGACUAUACUUACUCAGGAGGCCAUCAUCUCUGUUAAGGGAGUCAGUUUGAGCAGCUACAUGGAAGGGCUUAUGGCAAGCACCAUCUCAACCAAUGCAGGAAAGGGCCGUGAAGCCAUGGAAUGGGUUAUCAGGCGACUAAACGCUGAGCUUGAGGAGCUAGCCAUUACAGCGCGAGGCACUAUUCGGCCACCCAUGGCAGCAGCAGUCACAGAAAAAUAAAUGUUCUAAGUUCAUACAGUUAUUACUCUUUCAUUAACAAAGUUUUUGUCACUUUUUCAUGACAGCAUUUUCCUCUUAUUUUUCCAUGUGUGACUCAAAUUUCUCCUUACCUCCCUCAGAUAAUGACUCUAUAUUAGAGGAUAGAGGGACAUUUAAGACCGAAAAGGAGGUUCUGCUUUAACACUGGCAGGUCUAUGUUUUAUAAAAACCAAGCAUAAUUUGGAUGAAAUAUAUAUGUAACAGGUAAUAACAAUUUAAGAAACUACCUCUUUGGUUUGGCUUACAGUCAUCACAUUCAGUAUCCAUUUACACACAUAUCCUUGCUCUCUAACAACAAUGUGUAAUUAAUUUACAUUUUACCUACUCCUUUAUUUUAAAAGGAAAUGGGUCUAGUUUAAUCACAGUAGUUUUAACUCAGAUUAACUUGUCAAACUUAUCAUUGGACCAGUCUGUGCUUUAGACCAGAUUACGGUGAUACCAAGUUUUGGCUGUAAUUUUUCGUGUGUAGAUGCAUUUAUGUGCAUCUUAAUUGUGCUCUUAUACAAAUAUUUAAAACUGAAUUUUGUUGUGUAUUUAUUGGUAUUAUACCAUUCCCAGCUGUUUAACAUGAACUGUAUGGUUUUUGUAUGGUAUCUGUUAAGUGUUUUAAAUCUAUUACAAAAUUUUUAUAUAUUAAUGUUUGUAACAUCUAUUUUGUUUUUAACAAUAGUUGUUUGUUCACUGGUGUAUGUACCACCAUCAAGCACACAUUACCUAUUUUCAGAUUUCAGCAUUGUAUGUUAUACAGCAUUUUACUUAAAAAUUAUAAAAAUUGUUAAAACCUAAUAGUGUUAAUAGUCUUACAUAUAGCAGGUAUUGAAAACAAUACAAAUGUGGGUUGCCUUGCUGGUGCUGCACUUGUGUCACUGGGACAUAAUUGGCUGGGACGUAAUUGGCCUUGUCUGAACAAAAAAAAAAAAAAAACAGAUGGUAAGUCACAUCAUUGCCAUUUCAACAGUGACUACCUACUGUUUGGUUAUUAAUACAGAGAGACUAGCUUGGUUCUCUGUACUCAGCUGCUAAGUGCUAUAAAUAUGUGGUUGGCAGCUUUACACUUGUCUGAGGUGGCAUGUGGUAGCCUGCAGACCUCCUUAUCCUAAUUGAGUGGACUGGGAGUCGAGUAUAAAAGAGAAAAUAUGGCAACAAUAUGCAUCACAUUAUGGAAUUUUGGAAAUGUGGAACAUCCUAAUUGGGAUAUGCUGGAAAAAUAUAAGUAAUUCACCAAAUGUAUAAAAAUAUAUGUUUCUCUAUGUUGUUAUAAGCUUUAAGGAUUUAACGUGAUGGUUGUUGUAUCACAAAGACAGCUAAAUGUAACAGCAUGCUAAUGAACAUUGUCUUCCGUGAUGGCAAACGGGGGUUGGUAGAAUUGUCAUGCUGCAGUUAGUUAAAAAAAAUAAUAAUUAUUUAUUUAUAUAUUGGACUUUUAUAAUUAUUGUUUUGUGCUGUAAUGGACAAAAUGUGCAAUGGUACUUGUAUUGCAUUGGUGGGUUUAAAAAAGUUGUCUAGAAAUGUUAAAGCAUUUGCCUGUUAAUAACUUAAUUACUGCUAAACAAGAUACUUAUUGUGUAUGAAUUGGUUGUUAAAUGUGUUUGGUUUUAUAAGAGUUUAUUACAUUGUAGCAAGGCCUGUACUAAAUAAAUUAACUAAUACAUACAGUUCCAAUCAGAAAUAUGCAAACCCCUUUACCUCAAAAGUUAUUAUGGUGAUGUGUAUAGAACCAAAUGAAAAUACACAAGACUUGUCAGUAGGCAGAAAGAUAUUUAUUGCUGCAUACAAUCAGCAAUUCUGCUAGCAUAUGUUAAUGUAAUUUUACUCAACCCCAACCCUCAGUACUUGGUGGAAAAUCCUUUUGCCUUAAUAACCUCUAAUAAGCACUUUUGCCCAUUCUUCUUGUGUUUUUUUAAUUCAUUGAGGUUCGAUAACUUUUGUUAAUCUAAACCUCACCAAAGAUUCUCAUUGAAAUUUAAAUGUGGGGAUUGAGAAGAGCACUUCAGAAUAUUCCAGGAUACCUUGAUCAUACCUCAACCAAGAUUUGGUUGAUUUGGAAGUGUGCAUGGGGAUCAUUGUCUUGCCUGAAAGUCCAGCUAUCUCCAGGAUUCAACGAAAAAUAAUAUUCCUCUUCAAAAUGCUGUGGUGUUUAUGUGAGUCCAUCUCAGUAACAUGGUCAAGAUUGCCGAUUUCUGCAGCAGAAAAAUAUUCCAACAUUACUGAUCCACUUCCUCGCUUGAGUGUGGAGAUAGUAUUCUUUUUGUUAUAAGCCUCAACUAUCUUGUGCCAAAUCCAAAUGGCCAAACAGUUUCAGUUUUGAUUCAUGACAUCAUAGAACUGUGUCGCAGAUCUCUGCAUUCCGUAUGGCAUGUUUUAGUCAAUGCCUUCUGUGCUUCUUGGCCAAAAAUGGCAUGCCUCAUCAAGUCCAGCCAUUAGGUUCUUGUUGUUAAAUGUUGUUCUUAUUGUUGCCACUGACACAUUUGUUCCAAUGUUUAUCAGGUCACCCUGUAAUUAUUUUGCAGUAACCUGGGACUUUUUAUGUUGCCCUGAUAAUAUUGGUAAUAUUUUGGGCUUUCUUCUACAGCAAGGCAGAUUUCUCAUAAUAUGUAGGGGUUAAAUAGUUUUUACAUGACAGUAUUAACAAAAUAUCCUGCUGCUUCAUUUGUUCUUUGUUCAUUUGCUGUAUCCUUUAACUGAUAUAGAUUGAAAGCAAAAUUUAGCUUGACAUUUAGAGUUAUAAAUCCUUAUUUUAUUUUGGGGGGUUGAAUAUUUUUGAUUGCACACAUUAAAAGAUAUUGAAAUAUGCUGUAAGAAAUAAUCAAUGAGACCAGGGAGACUCAGGUGUUAUGUUGGUAUAAGAAACAGAUCUUACAUGUUUUCCAAUAAAGCACACCUAGGGUUUCAUAACAA